UCCACGCAUUACAAUUAAAUGAUGCAAGUCGCAUGUAACCGCACUGGUGUGGAAUGUGUUUGGCGUAAUCCGUUCCGGGUUUUCCCUCGGCUCUAACUGGAUGAUUUGUGUGGAUACGGAGCACACGGGGCUGAUAGAGGAGAGAGACGGGCAUGGAUCCGUAGCUGCUGUGGCUGUCUGUCUCGUUUCUCGGGACUCUCGUUUUGCGAGCUUCGGGUCGUGCAGGUUACGUUUGAAUGAGAGAAGGAACACACCGCGACGGGAAACAAAGGCGCGACCGGUCCUGUGUUAAGAGUGCAAGCUGGCUGCGCGGCGGGGGAUGCACGGCCACAAUAGGGAAGACCACACUCUUCUGCUUUAGGAGGACAGUGUUGCAAUAACAUUUCCCCCCUGACAGACAAGCCUCGCAGCGGGAAGCAGGAAUUUGAAGCCGGACUUUACUUUUUUGUGAACAUGAUGACGGGCUUUGCAUUGGACGUUUAGGUGACUUGACGGGGAUCCAUUUCUUGAAAGCGCAAGUAACGUUAGGCAGAACGCACCGGCACAGCAAAGGGACGUUUAUUUUGAUUUUGUGCACACCACAGCGAUUUUGUAAGAAGCAACUUCAACAGAAAGCUAAAAAUAUUAUUGUUGUUGUUGUUUUUUGUUAUUAUUAUGUGCUCUGGGAAUCGCCAGCUGUGGGUGAAGUCACACUAGAAACGCUGUUUGACGUUAAUUCAUUUAUUUGGAUUUGGUUUCUGAAGAAUGUACUUACUUGAUUCUAAUUACCCGGAAAGGAUGGAGCGGGGUACGCCACAAAGAAAAACCGUGUACCGGAUAUCUUUGACAUUAGUGAAGAAGGAAAACCUGCAGGAUGGCGGAGGGUCGGCGCACCGGCGGCUGGAGAACCCUAAAGUGAGCGCGUACCGGCGGGAGGGGGUCUCUGAGCCUCAGCGGAGCUCUGCUCUGGAAGAACUCAAAGAAGUGGAGGACGAGACGGACGAAUUUUCUUCGCACUCAUACAUGAGGAACUUCAGGACCUUUAGUACUGGACAUCUUGAGUUGGGUAGGUUGAAAAUCUCAAGGAGGGCGCAGCAUUUACAUAAAGACAGAGAAUUAAAUGAAACGUGCAUCGUGCCAGAGAAUGGACAGAGGAAAGAAAACGGGGCACCAGUGCAGAAAAGGGCAGAAAGUGACAGAUUGAAAGGUGAUGCAGAGCAUGGAGAAAUUUCCAGCACUACUGCUGCUAAUGGAGAAAACGCAGGCAUUAGAAAGAAAGUCCUCAAGACCUCCCGGAGCACAGAGGAGACGGUCAGUACGUGGUCAGAUGAGACGUCUGGGGAGGCGAAGGGUGUCAGGACGGCCAAGGAGAGCUGCAUCUCCUCGUUGCUGGCUAAAGGGAAUGGGAAGUCACCCAAGCCUGCGCCUCAAACCCCUCCGCCGAAGAAGCACCCGAGCCUGCUGCGGAGGAGUUUCAGCUUUCGCCACUGGACUGGUGGAGAGUUGAUCCGCAUACGGGCACUCUCCAAAGAGAAGCACCACAGCAGCUCGGGCUGCAUCGUCCGUAACGGAGAGGAGAGUCAGGCCCGAUCCGCCGUGGUUCUGCAAAACAUGACGUUCGAAGAGUCAGAGUCCUCCGAGAAGCGAAACACUUUGGAUGUGGGUGAGGUUCUGAGCAAAACCGACUCUACGAUGGAGCCGGGCCGCAGGGAGAGGAUGAAGGGCAAGAAUCGGACAUUGGACAACAGCGAUCUUCUCAAGAUGUCGGAUAAAUCUUUGGUGGACAAGGAGGGAUUUAUUAGAGGGACGGGCUCCCGUUCAAGCGGGCAGGAACGUAAACUUAUUCGAUUUUUCAGCGGUAUCUUCUCAAAGCGAGAUGGGACGUCCACGCCGCUUGGCAGCCCGGGUAAUCGAGCUCUCCGGAAGAACGGCCUGCUGGGAACUCAGCGCAGAUCUGAAAUGGGCUACUCGCAGUCCAGCAGUGAGAGUGUUAAUGGAUGCCAACCGGACGAUGCUUUUGUUAACAGUCAGGAAUGGACGCUCAGUCGUGCAGUACCGGAGCUCAAAGUGGGCAUUGUGGGUAACUUGGCCAGUGGGAAGUCUGCACUGGUCCACCGGUAUCUGACGGGGACUUAUGUGCAGGAAGAAAGCCCUGAAGCUGACGUGGACGCAGGAGGGCGUUUUAAAAAGGAGAUCGUGGUGGAUGGACAAAGUUACCUCCUCUUAAUCCGGGAUGAAGGGGGACCUCCGGAGGCUCAGUUUGCAUUGUGGGUGGAUGCGGUGAUAUUUGUGUUCAGUCUGGAAGAUGAGAUCAGCUUUCAGACUGUCUACCACUACUAUAGUCGCAUGGCCAACUUCCGCAACACAGCAGAGGUGCCCCUGGUGCUUGUGGGAACUCAGGAUGCAAUCAGUGCAGCUAACCCCCGUGUCAUCGACGACACGCGCGCUCGCAAACUGUCCAACGACCUGAAGAGGUGCACGUAUUACGAGACCUGUGCUACCUACGGCCUCAAUGUGGAGCGUGUCUUCCAGGAUGUGGCUCAGAAAAUAGUUGCAUCCCGGAAGAAACAACAACUCUCAAUCGGACCCUGUAAGUCACUGCCCAAUUCUCCAAGCCACUCCUCCGUCUGCGCAGCGCCUGUGUCUGCAGUGCAUAUCAGUCAGACCAGUAAUGGUGGAGGCAGUUUGAGCGAUUACUCCUCUUCCGUUCCCUCCACUCCCAGUACCAGUCAGAAGGAACUGCGUAUCGAUGUACCCCAAACUGCCAACACCCCUACACCCGUCCGCAAACAGUCCAAACGACGCUCCAACCUCUUUACGUCUCGGAAGGGAAGCGAACCAGACAGGGAGAAGAAAGGGAUGGAUGGCCGCGCAGACAGCAUUGGAAGUGGCCGCGCUAUCCCAAUUAAACAGGGCAUGUUGUUGAAAAGAAGCGGCAAGUCACUGAACAAAGAGUGGAAGAAGAAAUAUGUCACGCUUUGUGACAACGGAGUCCUCACGUAUCAUCCCAGUCUGCACGAUUAUAUGCAGAAUGUUCAUGGGAAGGAGAUCGACCUGCUUCGGACUACGGUGAAGGUUCCAGGGAAGAGGCCCCCCAGGGCCAUCUCCACAUGUGCGGCCCCCGGUCCCAAAACCAAUGGGUUGACCAAGGACAUGAGCAACCUGCAGCUUGGGCAGGCACCAGGCUCUGUGACCAGUAGUUCCUCAGCGUCUCAGAUGGCGAGUGGCAUCAGUCUGGUGUCGUUUAACAGUCGGCCGGACGGGAUGCAUCAGCGCUCAUAUUCUGUAUCCAGCGCUGACCAAUGGAGUGAUGCCACAGUCAUCGCCAACUCAGGAAUCAGCACGG
Molecule: messenger RNA, 3325 nt
Organism: Pimephales promelas (fathead minnow)
Lineage: Eukaryota; Metazoa; Chordata; Actinopteri; Cypriniformes; Leuciscidae
Source: RefSeq, a predicted model, not a curated record